CUGGCUCUAAUAGGUAAUCGCCGUCUUCGUUGUCUUUGAAUCAUCUGUCGCUCCUUUUCACACUUGAAUUCAAACUUCCCUCUCUGCCGCAGCCUCUUUCAGCUGGGCUUUCUGUCACUCCUUAUACACGCCUGCGGGCUGUGAUUACCACAUAACGUCGAAUCCCGAUAUCCCGUUCCAUCCCCGCGGAUGUCACAGUAGUGAGGUCGCUUUCGACGUCACUACAUACUUCAGCCAUGCCGCCGACUUUAGACUUAUCCCAGAGCACCCACGCCAAGAUGAUCGUCUCACCACCUCGAAUUAAUCUGCGCAGGGCCGCGUCCUACCAGCAUGAAAAGGCACCUCUAUCCGCGACUUCGUCACGCUUCAACUUCAACCACCUCAUGUUCUCUCCUCCGCCCUCUCCCGGACUGCCAGCCUUGGUACCCCGGCCACGGAAGUUGUCCAACGGACCGAGGCCAAGCCGAGUCGUCCGAGUUAUCGUGUGGGUUCUCGGAUUAGCACUUGUCACAUUUGUUGUUAGGGCCGUCGUAAAGAAGGAGGUACGAGUCCCGGUUGUUUCGUGGGCCUUGGACCGUGAAGAAUAUGAGAUGGUCGGACAGUAUGACUUACCGGAUUUUCCUACGCCUAUUGCCGUGACGGACCGGAACGGCAGGUCGAAGUGGACGGUCUCCAUCCCGCCUACGUAUUCUUUCCCUCUAACCGUCAAGGAGUAUUCGGAUAUCUGUGUUAAGUGCCAUGAGGUCGCUGCUCAUGUUAGAGAACUACAUGGUCAUACGAAUCAACAGUCUCAGACAGAUUACUAUUACGAGGAUCCUUACUUCAUCGAUGUCAGGGAUGCUGAGAAACGUGGACUGUUGCCGGGUGUAGAGGGAAAGGCGUGGAAAGUGACUGCUCAGGCUCAAGACGGUCACUUGGUGGGGGAUAGAGCGGACGGGUUGGUCGAUAGGGGCAUUUGCAAAACGUCCUUGACGUUUGUCCUUGAGUCGGCCGAUGCUGGGUUGGGUCCCACAUUAAUGAUGAUGUGGAUGGCAUAUGGUCUCGCCCAGAAGGAAAAACGGUCUUUCUUCAUUGAUGAUUCGCGAUGGGUUUAUGGUGAAUAUACCGCCAUCUUCAAGCCACCCCCAAUGCCUGACUGCAACCCGCCCCCGCGUCACGAGAUGCUGCCGUGCCCUCACACUGCGCGCCACUUGGUUGUCUCAUCUGCCACCGCGUCUGAAACCUUCGGCAAGAGUUUCAACGCCGAAUACGAGAAUCUCCGCCGCAGUAACGUUGAGCGAGAGAAGCCAAUAUACGAUCUCGCUCGAGUUGGAUACGAGGCCUUGUUCCGUCUCAAUGAUGACGAUCAGCCUUAUGUAGAGCAUCGCGUGAAGGAGCUAAGAGCGAUGGCUAAAGCGACGGAUGGUGCCUAUCACGAUGGUCUGAUUAUCGGGGUUCAUAUUCGACAUGGCGAUUUACACCCAUAUGAAUAUCAGUAUAAUGGGGCGUAUAUACCCCUAAAUAUUUAUGCGCAAAGAUCUAAAGAAAUUGUCGAAGAAUAUCACAACCACAGUACUCCCCUCGGAGGGGAGGAUCUAGUUGCAAAGCAACAUUCAUUUUCUAUAGUUGCGUCAGACGAUCCUGACGUUUACGAGUCGGAAGAGUUUUCGGGCUCGCUUCGCGCCCAGGAGCAAAUCAAGCUUGCCAGUAAGCAACAUAUCCAAAGCGCGAACCCGGAUAAGUCGGUGAUGCAUAAAUUCGUCGACGAGACCUUCGGUUGGGAGGGCGGGUUCUUUGCGAGCAUGUUCUGGAACUUAGGUCGAUCGACGAUAAAUAAUGCCAACGCAGCAGACGACGUGCAACCAACGUUACGACCGUCGGCGGAGACCAUGCGGCUUAGAGGGCUGAUUGGCCGAGCUUACGUGAUGGACCUGGCUGUCCUUGGUCAAGCUAGCGAUUCUGUCAUUUGUACUAUGAGUGCGAUGGGAUGUCGAUUGAUAGCCGUGAUCAUGGGCUGGGAGAAGGCAAUGGAGGAUGGAAAAUGGGUCAACAUCGAUGGUGAUUUCCAGUGGACGGCGUUGUGAUUAUAAGCACCCGGCAAGGCGUUAUUGGGGGUUUGAUUGCGUAAGAGCUAAAUGAGGCCGGCAUAAGAAAAAUUAAGAUAUCCUGCAUAUUAGCAUAUCCAUUCGGCGUUGGGUUGACGUAGAAAAACGCUUUGUUGAUUGAUGGAAGUACGACAUCUCAACGAAGCAUACGGGGGAUUGUCGUAUGAGAGCAUCAGAGCAUAUGUGCCGACCGCGAGGUUAGGACAAGGGGAAUAGCCCCGUACAAGCCUCUAUGGCUACGAAU
This is a messenger RNA of Annulohypoxylon truncatum, 2328 nucleotides long. RefSeq lists its product as uncharacterized. Gene Ontology annotation, molecular function: alpha-(1->6)-fucosyltransferase activity. Lineage: Eukaryota; Fungi; Ascomycota; Sordariomycetes; Xylariales; Hypoxylaceae. Bases 237 to 2063 code for a protein of 608 amino acids. The record is from RefSeq and is a predicted model, not a curated record. Gene Ontology annotation, biological process: protein N-linked glycosylation. The transcript has a single exon.